AUGGCGUCAAAGAGCGGCUGGACCGAGUCUACAGACAACCUCGCCAACGUGCCGAGGGUCGAAACCCCAGAAGCCCUGGUGGUAGGGUCGUCGCAGUUGUUCGAUGGAAACGUUAUUCGAUUUGUGCCAAUGCCCACGCCGGAUCCCAAGGAUCCGUUGAACUUGCCAACAUGGAGAAAAUGGGUCGCCAUCGCAGCACUUUGUUUCUUUGGUUCUCUGGCUCUCGCCGCCGAGUUCAUUGUGGGCGCGUUGGUGCCUGUUUUCGUACUGGAGUACUCCGGCAUUGACCCUCACAUUCUCAGCCAGAUCGAUAUUUCGGCAUUGAACAAGCCCGGCGAAGUCACCUUGGACCCCGUCAAGAUUCUUGCUGGUCUGGGGGGUCCGCCUCUUUACCAGGUCGCACUGCUAGCUUCCGUGCCGCUGCUUGUCAACGGCCUCAGUUCCUACAUCCUCGUGCCGCUCUCGAUCGGUAUCGGCCGUCGACCCGUGCUUCUGCUUUCUGGUUUGCUUGCAUGGACCGGUGGUCUCUGGGCUGGUUUCUCCCAGGGCCUCGGAAGCCAUCUGGCUGCCCGCUGCUUCCAAGGGUUUGGUGCGGGUGCUGUCGAGGCCUUGAUUCCCUUGAUUAUCCAGGAUAUGAUGUUCAUUCACCAGCGCAACAAGGCCAUCUCUUCCGUUGGUGCAUCUCAGGGUCUCCUCGUCGUGAGCUUGGGUAUCAUGAGUCCCAUCAUUGUUUCUCGUCUGUCUUGGCGCUUCAUCUAUUGGAUCACCUCCGGUGUUGGCGUUCUCGCUUGGUUUGGCCUCAUCUUUCUCGUACCCGAGACCCGUUGGAUUCGCAGCGACGACGAGCUUGCCGGUAAGGAGGUCUACCCUCUCCGCCCUGGUGAAACCCGCCCUCGCAUCGAUGAGGUGGCCUUCCGCCCUCGCUCCAACUGGGAUGAGUUCGGCCUCUUCAACUAUGGCUACGAAUGGAAGGAGGCGAAACAAUCCACCAUCGACAUGCUCAAGACAACCUUAUUCCCCAACAUCAUCUGGGUCAUCAUCAUCAACUCGAUCCUGGUCUCCAUGCAGGGUGCCGCGGGCCAGGUCGCUUCUUCGCUUCUCAUCGCUGCUGGCUGGAAGUUCGAAACGCUCGGUUUCGCUGUCAUUCCCAUCGUCAUCGCCAGUCCAUUUGUCUGGCUCUUUGGCGGUUAUAUCGCUGACAAGAUCUCCAAUUGGAUUGCCAAGCGCAACGGUGGUCGACGCGAGCCCGAGGCCCAUCUCAUUAGUCUGGUAUUCCCGCUUCUGGCUUCCGUCGUUGGGCCAAUUCUGUUCGGCUACGCCGGAGAGCACAUCCGAGAGCUCCCGUCUAUUGUUGUGUUGGUGUCCAUUUUCUUCAUCGGUUUCGGCUUGUUGACGGCCAACACCAUCUUUGCCGUCUACUUGGUUGAGAGUUAUCCACGAUAUGCCGGUCCUGUGCUUGUCAACGUCUCCUCGUCCCGUCUCAUCAUCGGUUUCAUCAUGUCCUUCAACAUCACCACGUGGAUCGAGCAGCUCGGCUUCUUCAAAAAUUUUGGCAUCUACAGCGCCGCCCUGGCCGGGGUUUCCAUGCUCUUGCCCGUCAUGUAUAAGUACGGCAAACCGAUGCGCGCCUGGACCGGCGGCCGUCUUGAGCCCACCGUCAAGCCCGCCAAGGUUUUGGAAGAAGACGACCAGUACUGGAAGAGCACCGAGCAAUCGGGUCAGUGGCAGGACGAGAAGAUGGGAACUCCCAUCGGUGUCGCUCGGCCUAUGUAA
This is a messenger RNA of Colletotrichum higginsianum IMI 349063, 1773 nucleotides long. RefSeq names its product Major facilitator superfamily transporter. The record is from RefSeq and is a predicted model, not a curated record. The transcript is spliced from 6 exons. NCBI's taxonomy places the organism in Eukaryota, Fungi, Ascomycota, Sordariomycetes, Glomerellales, Glomerellaceae. Bases 1 to 1773 code for a protein of 590 amino acids. Gene Ontology annotation, biological process: transmembrane transport. Gene Ontology annotation, molecular function: transmembrane transporter activity.